AUGAAAACGAAGAAACUCUGUCACAAUUGUGGAGCCAACGACCACAUAGCUACGAAGUGUCCUAGAGGAUCCUGCCGCGUUUGCGGAACAACCGGACAUCAUACGUCUAUCUGCAAAAAAUUCUUCGACUCACACUCACCAUCACGUUUACCUCCACCAGUAAAACUGCCUGAGAAACAAUCACAGCCAACGAAACCGACAACACGGGCAUCGGCGACGCCUGCGAAGGUGAAUUUAGUGAAUUUCGAGCCCACACUCAAUGCGAAGCCGCAACCGAAUACAGUCCUGCACGUCAACGACAAUACAGAAGUCAUGAUACUCGCAGGGCAAGCACAGGUGCUUAAUCCAGAAUCGGCAAUGCUGGAGCCCAUAUACGUGAUGCUCGACACAGGAGCCGUCAGAUCGUUCAUCAGCAACGAGUUGGCCAAACGACUGCAACUGAAAGACGUGCAUUCCAAGCGGCUUACCAUCAGCACCUUUGGAUCGAACGCACCACUGUUGAAGACGUGUGGAAUUACGGCACUGCAAAUGUGGGAUGCCAACGGAGCUCCGCACACUUUUACGGUAACCAGAAUCGAUAAAGUCACCGAGUCACUACAGCACAACCGCCUCUGCAUCGAGGACAAGCGAUUCCUCUGCGACAACGACCUACAGCUCUCAAUCAAUCCACUUGCUCGAGACAUUCAGCUCGCUCCUCCUCAUCGGAGCAACAUAAAUAGUGGUGCUCACCGGAAAAUUCGAGAGGUAGUAGUACGGUUACCAUCGCAGCGCCUCGUAAAGCGCCCUGUAAAUUUACUCGUCUCUUUGGAACUUGAUGAUAAAGGCAGUAGCACUGAAGAAAUUUCGAAGAAGCUCAAAUCAGAGGAACAGACAUCAACAGAACCGUCUCAUCAAAGAGACCAAUCAGACCGUGACACGCCAGUAUUAAGAACAGCUCAGCAGCCCAAUAACCGCUACGAUCUUCGUCCACGACAGAAGAUCAACUACACCAAAAAAAAAGAGGACACAGAACCCAUCGCACGCAUCAAUAAGAUAAUGGAAGCUUCCACAUUACUUCAAGUCUCUCUGAUGCUAUCACUGGGUGUUACAAUACUUGCUAGUAAGAGCGAAGUAAUCAAAGAAACGAUACGUUCAAUACAGUGCGUCCCAGGAGGUGUCCAUCUUAUUUCCCCCGAUAGAAUCCCGUAUGAAGUCUGUGCGGAGAAUUACUGUGUUCAGUUCGAUAACCCUCGCGUCGAUGAGAAUAUCAGUUUUCCGCCAGAUAUUAUAUUUAGGUAUUUAGGUAUUAGGUGUAUUAUUGAACACCUGGUUCAGUGGAAGUUUGGUGAAAAACUGAACACUAUCGAAACCUUAUGUCACCCAUCUUCAUUAUGUCAAGCAAUAACCUACAGCUUUUGUCCAGCCAAUAUCUUCAACCCAGAACGUUGGCCGAUAAGUGCAAUACUAGGGACAGCAACCCUGUUGUAUUUCCUAAUCACAGGCUGCUACGUACUGCUCUACGUUCCACUAGUGAUCGGUAAACCGAUUAGAAUGGUAGCCCAUAUUUUGUUUGGUUUUUGUUCGACCACUGCAGGAUCAGAUGACGUUAAACUCCCGACAAAAGUCGACAGAGACUCCACAGCAGAAAUCAUAGCAAUAUCCUUGAUAGCGAUCAUACCGGCAGCAAAGCAGUGCCAACUCAUCAAUAUCGUCACGGAUCGGUCCACCAUAUGCACAAAUAAUGGGUUCGGACCGUGCCAGAUUGAGCUCUCAGAGGUGUUUAAAAUAAACCCCUUCAAGCGUGAAGCCUGCCUCAAAAUUACUCGGAAUGACACAUCCAUACAUGAGGCUGAAGUUCAAUGCGAACAAGCAAGUUUCACGAUACCAUGCAAUACGACAGGUGCCCUCUCAGAAUUACGAUUUAGCAUUUCGAGAGCGCGAGUAAACUUCGUUUGUUCGGUCUCUUGUGGGCAAGUUGUCACCUCGGUAGAAAUAGCUGGUAUUCUCACAUUCACAGCCUCAGCACAGGGGUUAGUGCAACAAUGGAUACAAGAAAACUCCACAAUAUUGGCGUCUGAAAACUACACAUCCACGUUCGCACGCCUGUCAAGAAUUCGAGAGAUCAAAGACAUAGAAGAAGCAAUAGCCUCCGUAAUGUCCCAGAUUCAUCGUCAAAUCAAACUGGCAAACGCACUCGAUGCAGAAUGGAAACAACAUGGAAUACAAAGUACUUGUUCCGCAUCGGGAGGCGGAGAGCAGAUCCUCCCAAUAAAUCGCUUCCUGGGGACGGCCUGCGUUACGAAGGAGAAGCUUCUAGGAAUCACGCAACAAUAUGUACUCCUGAAAGCAAUGCUCCGGAUCAAGUCGGAAGGACUGUACCUAUCACCGCUUCUCAAUCUUAAAGGAGAAAAUAUCCAAAGGAAGGCUGGCAGGACACUUCAUACUUUAGAUAUCGACAUCCGAGACAUGGAGUGUGAACUAGCUCUUGCUGAAAAAAUGUACGAUAACGAGAGAGGAAGCCUUGCAGAAGUAACGGAUCAGUUGACCCGCAUCGAACAGCCGAUUCGCAAUAUGACACCCCAAGCUGUACUGUCCAGCUCUUCGCAACCGUCAAUAGGUCAGACGGCGGAAAAAGAUGCCUCUAGGGGCAACGAAGAAAACAUGACGGGCGUUCAUGAUCUUGACCACUACCACUCUGCGAUUGAGGCAGCAGAAGUCGAUGACAAAGAAAUUGACGAUCGAUAUCUAGAGUUACUGUUCGCCGAGACGGCUAUGGAACAAUCAGCGGAUGCAAUACCCAGCCUGGUCCGUCCGGACAGGCGAAAGCAGAGGAAGCCAUGCCAACAAAGGAGAGCACAAGUAUCUAUCGCAUGCAAAUCCGAUGAAGGUGAAAUCACAGCCGAAAUCAACUGUGGACAUCAAUUUCAAGUUGCGAUUUGUACCCCAAGCGGCCACAUUAACAAAGUCUUCCUCAACUUCAACUCAUCAAGAAUCCGAGAACAUUGCACAAUUUUCUGCUGGGGAGGGACGGUUUCCUUCGUUGAAGAAAACGCCAUCGUUGAAGAAGCUGAGUUCUCCGAAAUUGUCGGAGAACUCAGCUACUUCAGCGAUGGUGUUUUGCUAAAACAACAAGGAAUAACGAAUCUUCUGACUGAUAACCACUUCUCUUUGCCAUCCGCUGAAAAAAAUUGUGGAAAUGUUUCGUACAUUGUGUACAUCGACUGUUUCACCUCCCCUCUCAUUUAA
This is a messenger RNA of Necator americanus (New World hookworm), 3225 nucleotides long. RefSeq lists its product as uncharacterized. The transcript has 5 exons. Gene Ontology annotation, molecular function: zinc ion binding; nucleic acid binding. Lineage: Eukaryota; Metazoa; Nematoda; Chromadorea; Rhabditida; Ancylostomatidae. The record is from RefSeq and is a predicted model, not a curated record. The coding region runs from base 1 to 3225 and encodes 1074 amino acids.